AAAUAAAUCAUUUUUGACAGUGACAGUGUUGCAGUUAUAUUGCAAAUACGAUAUUAGACAGUCAAUCGCGUGAAAGUAACUGGCUAGAAAGUUUCUUUCAUCUGUGGUUAACAAUAGUGCACGUUUUAAUGCAAUCAUCAAAAAUACGUUAAUUGCAGUUAAUAAACCUUGUGAUUUCUUCAAGAAAAAUACUUCCACGUGUUCCCUUCUCGGACGAAUCUGUAUUAUCGAUUUGACGGACAAAGAAAACGCCGGCAUAUUAUUUAAAAAAUAAGAAACGUCAAAAUUUCGCUUUCUCGUAGGCUCCUCAAGGCAAGCCAAUGCAAUUUGUAUGAUGUAAGAUGACUCACAUCUCACGCGUAUCUUCAAUAUUGCCUCUCACCGCCUUCCUCGGCGAAUUCUAUGUUGGUGUAUGAGUGCGCGGGCGCGCGCGGUUGGGACAGAGGAUAGUAGGUGAAGUCACCCACCUUCACAGGUGGUUCGUUUUUCAUUCAUAUUGUGCGAUCCGUUGUGACACGAGCGAGCGAGGCACUCUUGAGAAUAUCCGGCCUGUUCCAGUAAUUUUUUCAAUACGAUGAUCAUGAGGACGUUGUUCGCGGUUCAUCCUGUGUCAGUGGUGUUUGUACUCACGGUCACUGCCAUUGGCGGCAAUUACACAGAUAUCAAUCUGCCGCAUGAGCACAUGAAGUAUUAUUUCAACUCCUUUCCCACGGUAGCAGAAAAGUGUCGUAACGAUGUAGCCUGUCCAUAUAAGGAUAGUCUUGACAUCAAAGCUUGUUGGGGCUAUGAGACGGACUGUAAAGCGGAACAUUCUUUUUCCGUUCCACAUUGUCCAGGUGAUCACAAAGGUUGGGUUGCUACGAAGAAGGCUCAAUUGGACACAUAUUACGCACAAGGCGAUUUUGGAUACGUACGCGAUCAGAGGAAAGAGAUGAUGCUAUUGUGCGAACCAUUAUUCGUGGAUGAUUCAUCAUUGGAGUGCUCGGAGCACGUGAGAUUCUGCAGAGCAAGAAAUGUGAUGUUAAAUUUCACUAAUUUGUUGACGCGAAAGGAACCUAUACGUUAUAAAAUGGACGUUCUACAAAAAGGACAAAUAGGCGGCUACUGCACGCUGAACGAAAAGAGAUUACAGGAAAAUGCGGAUCACAUAAGCCCACUGCAAUCCUGGGGGCCGGAAGUGCGAAAUUUUGAAAAGCUACCUCGUCGGCCUAUUGUCCACGGAGACUGCGACAUCGUCAUUGAGAAACCGACCUUCAUCAUGAAGAUAGAUGCCAUAAACAUGUAUCAUCAUUUUUGCGAUUUCUUCAACUUAUACGCAUCAUUGCACGUGAAUCUCACGCACCCAUCCGCCUUCGACACUGACAAUCAUAUAAUGAUCUGGGAAAGUUAUAGUUACCGGUCAGCAUUCCAAGACACUUUCGAAGCAUUCACGAGAAAUCCGCUAUGGGAUUUAAAAACGUUCCGAGGCGAAACUGUGUGCUUUAAGAACUUGGUGUUUCCUCUGUUACCACGAAUGAUUUUCGGACUUUAUUAUAAUACACCACUUAUAUAUGGCUGUGAAAAAUCCGGAUUGUUUAAAGCGUUCGGCGAUCAUGUGCUGCAUCGUCUUCGAAUACCUCUGCAUCAGAGGAAGGAUCACAAGAUUCGUGUUACAUUACUGAGCAGAGAUACUCAGUACAGAAAAAUCUUGAACGAGGAUGAGUUGGUAACAGCUUUAAAAGAAAAUCCGGAAUACAAAGUCAGAAAGGUAAUAUAUAAUAAAAAUGUGCCAUUCAAGAAGCAAUUAGAAAUCACUAGAAACACCGAUAUUUAUAUCGGUAUUCACGGCGCUGGUUUAACACAUUUAAUGUUCCUACCUGAUUGGGCGGCGGUAUUUGAAAUAUAUAAUUGCGAAGAUCCUAACUGCUACAAAGAUCUUGCGCGACUACGAGGUGUAAAAUAUUUUACGUGGGAAAAUACAUCGAAGUUAGUGCAGCAAGAUCCGGGAACGCAUCCGGAUGGCGGAGCUCAUGCCAAGUUUACGAACUACAGCUUCGAUGUUAAAGAAUUUUUAAGAAUCGUCUCGCUUGCAAGAAAUCACGUAAAGCAUCAUAAUGCGUUUAAGAAGUUUAUUAAUAACAAACUUCGCACUAAAAUACAAAAUGAUACUAGAACAACAGAUAAUAAAAAAUCGAUACAGCCCUCUAAUGCGAAAGAAUCAAUUAGACUGCAACAAAAAUCGGAUAUAUUGUACAAAGAUGAAUUAUGAAGAAAAUUUAGGCACAAAUUAAAAAAAUUAUGUAUGACAAUAGUGAACGGUAUGACAAUACUGAACGUACAAUGUUGAACGGUGUAAUUCUCAAGUAAACCAUCUGUUAUCGAUCAAA
Molecule: messenger RNA, 2366 nt
Organism: Ooceraea biroi (clonal raider ant)
Lineage: Eukaryota; Metazoa; Arthropoda; Insecta; Hymenoptera; Formicidae
Gene: Eogt
Product: EGF-domain O-GlcNAc transferase
Cellular component (GO): endoplasmic reticulum lumen
Molecular function (GO): protein O-acetylglucosaminyltransferase activity
Source: RefSeq, a predicted model, not a curated record